This is a messenger RNA of Myodes glareolus (Bank vole), 3494 nucleotides long. It is a transcript of the gene Sp6, whose product is annotated as Sp6 transcription factor. NCBI's taxonomy places the organism in Eukaryota, Metazoa, Chordata, Mammalia, Rodentia, Cricetidae. The record is from RefSeq and is a predicted model, not a curated record. Gene Ontology annotation, molecular function: RNA polymerase II cis-regulatory region sequence-specific DNA binding; DNA-binding transcription factor activity, RNA polymerase II-specific. Gene Ontology annotation, biological process: regulation of transcription by RNA polymerase II.
CCAGCUCCCUCUCUGGCUCUCACUGUCGCCUCCUCUAUAAAGCCCAGCUCUCCCGACACCCCACUUGCCCACCCUUGCUGCUGCCAGCUCUGGGCUCCAUGGACUGGUCCCACCUGAGGUGCCCUUGACCGUCCCUGCCCUCACCCCACCCCGGAUCCCGGCAAUGCUAACCGCUGUCUGUGGCUCUCUGGGCAGCCAGCACACCGACGCGCCUCACGCAUCACCGCCGCGCCUCGACCUGCAGCCUCUCCAGACGUACCAGGGUCACACGAGCCCUGAGGUCGGGGACUACCCCUCCCCGCUGCAGCCCGGAGAGCUGCAGAGCCUCCCGCUGGGCCCGGAGGUAGACUUCUCACAGGGCUAUGAGUUGCCAGGGGCCUCCUCGCGGGUAACCUGCGAGGACCUGGAAAGUGACAGUCCUUUGGCUCCGGGACCCUUUUCCAAGCUCCUGCAGCCGGACAUGUCACAUCAUUACGAAUCGUGGUUCCGGCCGACUCACCCAGGCACGGAGGAUGGCUCGUGGUGGGACCUACAUCCCGGCACUAGCUGGAUGGACCUCCCCCAUACUCAAGGAGCGCUGACCUCACCUGGCCACCCGGGGGCGCUUCAGCCGGGUUUGGGAGGAUACGUCGGAGACCACCAGCUCUGUGCUCCGCCGCCCCAUCCGCACCCGCACCACCUCCUCCCAGCCGCGGGUGGGCAGCACCUCCUAGGGCCACCCGACGGGGCUAAGGCCUUGGAAGCGGCGGCGCCAGAGUCCCAAGGGCUGGAUUCCAGUCUGGAUGCGGCGGCCCGACCCAAAGGCUCCCGGCGGUCUGUGCCCCGCAGCUCUGGGCAGACCGUGUGUCGCUGCCCCAACUGCCUGGAGGCGGAGCGACUCGGGGCUCCGUGCGGGCCCGAUGGGGGCAAGAAGAAGCAUUUGCACAACUGCCACAUCCCAGGCUGCGGGAAAGCCUACGCCAAGACGUCGCAUCUGAAGGCGCACCUGCGGUGGCACAGCGGCGACCGUCCCUUCGUGUGCAACUGGCUUUUCUGUGGCAAGCGCUUCACGCGCUCCGAUGAGCUGCAGCGCCACCUUCAGACCCACACCGGGACCAAGAAGUUUCCCUGUGCGGUCUGCAGCCGAGUCUUCAUGCGCAGCGACCACCUGGCCAAGCACAUGAAAACCCACGAGGGAGCCAAAGAGGAGGCUGCGGCGGCGGCCCAGGGCGAGGCCAAGGCGGGCGGCACGGUGGAGCCACCCGGGAGCAAAGGCAAACGGGAGGCCGAAAGCAGCUCGGCGCCCUCCAACUGAGCCCCCAUGGAUGUCACAUCCCUGCCGAUCUUUUUAGGGGGACGGCCUGAGGAAGAGGGGAAGGUGGUUAUUUAUUGAUGGUGAGGGGACGGGGAGAGGGGCGCUAAGGUUUUUUUGUUUGUUUGUUUGUUUGUUUGUUUUUUAGUUUCUGGGGCUAGAAGAGAGGCUAUUUGAGUGGUUAGGCUGCCAGGAGCUAAGUGUCCCGCCCCUCGCUUCUUUUCUUUCUCACUAUUUCACCCUCCCCUGAGUUGUUGAAGGGUUAGGAUGGAGCACUCCUAUCAUGUGGAGGGUUCGUCUAAUAGAAAUGGCACGUCCCAGGAGCUGAGGGGAAGAGAGACUGGCUUGGGGCGUUGGGGGUAGCUGUCUGGACACGUCUUUAGCUCCUGGGAACCUGGACAUAAAAGCACCUCGGAGCCGCCCAAAGGCCCAGGUCCCUUUCAUCCCCCUGCUAGCGCUUGUCCCUCUAAAAUUUCCAGAGAGAGAGCAGAGAUGAGGUAGGGGAGCCUGGGGUGGUUCCCCUUACGAGGGUUGCUCCAAUAGAACAAACCCCUUCAAUGAAUUCCUUAUAAACCCUUCUGAUUCAGUCUACAAGAGUCAGGAAAGGCACAGUUUCGUAGCCAGAGCUGUGAGCUGGAGGUCAGAGAUACAUGGGGAGAGGUAUCCAGCAGGGAGGUCCUCUUACAAAAUUGGAAGAAGCGUGACAUGGGGGGGGGGGAUGGAAGAACUAACUGCUUCUUUUUCCAACUCUAAUUCAAUCCUUAACUCUUAGACCUUUUAAAAAGAAAUCAAAUUCAGUAGUUCCCAUUCUCCAUCCAAUACCCUAGGUAGUUUUCUAAAGUCAGGCACCAACACCAACUCCAGAGUUGACAUAGACUCCCCUACCCUACCCCACCCCACCCUCAGGUCCCUAUCUUUAGCUUUCUCAAUGGGGAUGGAAGGGAGAGGGGUCCUUUGACUGUUUGGGGUUGUCCUAGCAGAGGGAUUACAGUGGAGGACCCUGUUCCUGUCUGGACUCCCCUGUCCCUCUUUUUAGCUUUAGCUUGACCCUUUCAUGUCCCCUCCACUAUUAUAGAGUCCCCCCCCCCGUGAGAAUUCUCCUUCCAUAUGAAGAGUUCUCCCCUAGAAGGGACUCUAGGAAGCUCUUUCUUUGUCCCUUUCUUAGAUGCUAGAGAUACAUUUGGGUUUUGAUCACAGGGUGGGGAGGGUAGAUUUCUGCCUAGCAGACCACAGGACCCUGGGGCUGGAGGCACACUCAGGUUUGAGGCAGAGGCCUUGAGUCCCUCCGACCUCUCUCUUGCUUUCUUCUCUCCACCCAGAACCCUCUGCAGGGAAUAGCUGUGUGUUGAUUUUUAAGUUAUAAGCAAUGGGUAUUUUAUUUAAUAAUUUUAGGGUGUGAGUGUAUAUGUGUGUGUUGUCUGUACCUGUAUGUAUGUAUGUAUGUGUUUCUCUACUGAGCCUGGGGUCUUCUGAGACCCCAUCUUGUUAACCCCAUCCAAGGUCUGGGGCCUAGACCCACAGUAUCUCUUCCUCCAUUGGGGAUGCUGGAGCCCAGUCCGAGGACUGGGAACUGUAUGGGAAGUAGGGGCUGGGAUCUGGGUAGGAAUAUGUGUUUGUGUAGAAAGAGCUCCUCCUUAAAAGGGACAGGGUGACUCCCUGUGGGAUGUAGGGGCCUGAGGUAGUUUAAGAAUAAGGUUCUUUCUAUAUUCUCCCUCUUUUCCUCACCUCCUGCUAACCUAAGCCAGAGGUCCCCUUUCUUACAAAGAGGACUGAGAGCAAGAGCAAAGCCGCCAUGUCUGCAGGUUGCCUGGCUAGGUAGGCACAGAGGGGGAGAAAGAAGGGCACCGUGGGUGUGGGAUGCUCUCUCCUCCACCCAUCGAAACCAGCCACCCUCUCCCUGUGCUACCAAGACAACCUUUUCCAGUGACCAUUCUUAGGGGAACUCCUACAUGGGUGUGGGGGGGUCAUGCAUGGUCCCCCUUAUAGACGCUCUGAACCCUAAGAUCUGCAGGUGGGGCUUUGGAUAGUUUUUGUUUGCCCUGCUCUUUAUCAACCUAGGUUUCUCAGCUGCCUGCCCUUCUAGGCAGCCCCCCUAGAGGAAAAUGUAGGAUUUUUUUUCUUUUACUGCUGUGAACCCACUUGGGGGGUGGGGAGGAGGAGGCAGAAAUAGCCUGUGUUUUUUAUGCAACAAUAAAGUCAUCAA